ACUUUACAAACAAAAAAAGUUAUUGUCUAAAUAUAAGUAAUAACAAUUACGCUGAUAACAGAUAGAAGAGUUUAUAUUAUGUAUUGAAAGUCUGUACCUAUAUUAUUUAAUUAAAAGUAUUUGAAUUAUUAUUUGGUAAGUGUGAGUUUAUUUUAUAAGAGUGAAGAUCAUGAUAACAUUGAAGGGUAAAUUGAAAAAAGAUGGAGAAGUAUCAAAUUCAAAGCCUAAGGAUUUUAACAAACGUAUUUCUGUCCGGGACAAAUUACUAGUUAAGGAGGUCCAAGAAAUGGAGCAAACUUUACCCAACACUUGUCAAGUGACAUUUGAUGAUCCUCAUCGUCUGCAUGAAUUUAUUCUCAUGAUUGUACCUGACGAAGGCUAUUGGUUGGGUGGUAAAUUUUAUUUUCAAAUUCAUAUACCAGAGGAAUAUAAUAUGACGCCGCCAGUAGUUAAAUGUUUAACUAAACUUUGGCAUCCGAACAUAAAUCUAGACGGCGAAGUUUGUUUAUCUAUUUUGAGACAAAGCAGCAUUGAUGGUAUGGGUUGGGCACCGACACGUAAACUCAAAGACGUUGUCUGGGGUUUGAAUUCAUUAUUUACUGAUCUUUUGAACUUUGACGAUCCCCUAAACAAAGAUGCCGCUGAUUUAUUUUUAAACAACAAAGAAUCAUUUCGUAACAAAGCACACGAAUAUGUACUCCAAUACGCUAAAAGAUGAUUCUAAAUAAAUGAAUCUAGUGUAAUAAGUGAUAAUAAUUUUUACUCUUGUACAUUUUUAAUAAUUGCAUCGGUCUGGAUAAUACUUAUAAAGAAAAGAAAUUCAAUUAUCAACUGUCCAAUUAAAUAAUUAUUUUUUUGCUAGUCUUAAAAUUCAAAUUUUUUACCUGAAACUUUUUUUCUUAAGUUAAUAUUCACUCGAAAUAUAUUUUAAUUUAAAUACUUAAAUAUGUAAGACGUUCGAUAAAAAUUUUUUUAUCAAUAAAAAUAAAUUUAAACGAG
Messenger RNA from Microplitis mediator, 999 nucleotides. Its product is annotated as NEDD8-conjugating enzyme UBE2F-like. Bases 170 to 718 code for a protein of 182 amino acids. The transcript is spliced from 5 exons. Lineage: Eukaryota; Metazoa; Arthropoda; Insecta; Hymenoptera; Braconidae. The record is from RefSeq and is a predicted model, not a curated record.